Varanus komodoensis (Komodo dragon) is the source of this 1779-nucleotide messenger RNA. RefSeq names its product proto-oncogene Mas-like. Lineage: Eukaryota; Metazoa; Chordata; Lepidosauria; Squamata; Varanidae. Gene Ontology annotation, biological process: G protein-coupled receptor signaling pathway. Gene Ontology annotation, cellular component: membrane. The transcript is spliced from 2 exons. Bases 688 to 1683 code for a protein of 331 amino acids. The record is from RefSeq and is a predicted model, not a curated record. Gene Ontology annotation, molecular function: G protein-coupled receptor activity.
UCUCAUUUGCCUGCAAAGGCUGAUAAACCAGACUCUGUCUUUGCCGAUAAGCAAAACUCACAGGAUCUGGAGGCAGUGAAGGAAAGCUAGAGGGAAUUAGAGGGGUUUUCCUCCAGCACCACAGUAUCAGUGCUUAUCCCCCAGGACCUGAGAGACUUGGAAGAAAUGUUGCAGAGGUUGCAGAGGUCAAGGAGACGCUUGCUGGGUUUGUGUGUCCAAGGAGCUUGAUUUGCAUUAAGACAUUUCUCCUUGUUUGAUGGAGCAAUUACCCUGAGCAAGGAAAGAAGAGGCAGCUCGGUUUGCAUGCAAGAACAAAAAGGACCAGCUGUGAUGUGCUUGUGUCUCCCAACAGCCCAAGAUGCAUCCUGAAGUGCUACUUAGUAGAAUGAAGUCCACCUAUACCUGUGUCAUUUCAUCCCAAAAUGGUGUCCAUACAGAUUCAUGAUUUCUACAUGAAUUUGACCAUUUUUUUCCAGUUGAUAAGGAAAUGGGAUAGAACAGGCCCGUAGAUGGACAUAUUUUAAAUUGACACAUACUGGAAAUAAACUGAUUCAGCUGGCUUUCAGUGAAAUUUCUAAUUGCUUCAUUUUAUAAGUCAAGCAAAACCAGGCUGAAAACAUCUGUCACAUCCUCAUUCCUUUAAACAGCAGGGAACUGAAUCUUCUGCUCUGUCCUUCUAGAGAAGAAAUGGCAGCACUGGAACAGAAACUGACACUUUUCAGCCCAUCCUAUUCAUCCCCAGUGAGUGCCUCCCUUACAAACAAUGGCUCCAUUGCAGAAAACUCUACUUGUGGUUAUGUUCGGAAAGAUCACAACAUCAAUGAUGGGGGAAUAUUUUCAAUGAUCUUCAUCACUCUUUUCAUCUGCCUUGUUGGGUUUGUGUGUAAUGGAAUGGUCAUCUGGCUCCUUGGCUUCCGCAUUAAGAGGACUCCCAUCAACACGUACUUACUGAAUCUCUCCAUCGCAGACUUUGGUGUGGUCACAAGUGUGAUUGCAAUUGAUGCGUAUUGGCUUGUAGCCAAAUUGGAUUACAGCCAGUACCGCGACCCUCUGAAGUCAAUCUUUCGCACUCUUUUCCUGUUCAUGUACAGCAAUAGUCAAUUUCUGUUGACAGUCAUCAGCAUCGACAGGUGUGUGUCCGUCUUCUUCCCACUUUGGUACCGAUGCCACCGGCCACCCUACCUCUCCACCGUGGUGUGUGCAGCCAUAUGGAUCCUCACCUUCCUUCUUUCUCCUCUUCAUGCCAUUCUCUUCCUAACUAUACAGUACUGUGACCUGUGGUUCCACCUGUUUCUUCUGAAUGGUUUGGUUUUCACAUCCAUCAUGUGUGUCUCCACCAUAACCCUGUUCAUUAAAGCCUGUUUAAUAUCAUCACAGCAUAAGCGGGGAAAACUUUUAACCUCCAUCUUGCUUGCACUCCUCUUCUUCCUGCUAUUUGCUUUUCCAAUGAAUGCCAUUCAGUAUCUCUCCUUUCGUAUUCCCUAUUUUGAUAACCCUUAUCUCUAUGAAUACGCCUACAUAUGUGCCUCUCUGAACAGCGCCGUGAACCCAGUCAUCUAUUUCCUGGUAGGAAGGCAGAAGAACACUCAAUCUAGGAGUAUGAAAGUUAUUCUGGAGAAGGUUUUCACGGAGGAAGAAGAAUACAGGGAGGCACCUGACUUCCCUGUUCAAACCCAAGUAUGAUACCCCCAAAAAAGCAUAACGCUGCUGGCAUUGUCACUAUAUUUCCAACAAUGCAUGUUUUUUUACACUUUAUAUUCAAGAAUAUCAGAUAAUCCC